GCCGAAAGCUCGUGUCUGAACCGAGUUCCGAUCAGUCGACUGCCGACCUCUCGUUCGGCGUGGUUGUGCCGUCUCCCCAAUUGUUUAUUUCACGUCGGUUUCCAUUCACAUUUUUCUCAUUCUUCCUUUUUUCGAGUUGUUGUGUGUCGGUUUCGAGCGCAUGACCGGGAAAAAUUAAAUCGAGCCAAAGGAAAUCGCAUCGUCGACCGUUUCGUGUCUUUUUCUUUUUGUUGUUGUUGUGGUGCAUCACAUUUCUUAGAGAAAGAAAAGAAAAAAGAAGAAGAAAAGAAAAACACCAACCUGGUUGAUUUGUUUCGUUUGAUCGCCGUUGGAACUCCCGGCCCUCUUCUCUACCAAAGCGUUUCGUCAACCAGCCCAACAGGAGUUUGUGCAUAAUGAGCGACAUGAAGAGGCUCUUCUACGUGUGGUUCCUCGGCGCCAAAGAAUGCCGCGGAUUGCGUGGCGACGAAUUCGUUCGGCCCAUCGUCCGGUACUUCCAGCGCAAGGAGGAAGAAUGCGAGCCGUCCAAAGUGACGCUGCAAAUUUCGGCGAAAGGAAUUAAAUUGGUUGCCGAUUCCCUUCGUCAUUUUGUGCCCAGUCAUGCCGUCACUUACGUCAGUCAGGGGGCUCCGCCCGACGAUGACAUCGUCUCCGUCAUUUUGCUCCUGUACAAUCCGAUUACCAAGUGCCCGGUUCACUUGCACGCCUACCGCUGCGACUCGGUCGAGACGGCCGACCUCCUGUCGGAGCAGUUCCAGCUGCUCGUCGACCUGCCGGAGAACCAGCGCAAGAUCCGCGAUCUGGAGCAGCGACUCCAGUCGCAGGGACUCUACCCCAGCGCUAGCCAGAACCAGUCGAGAAUGCUCAUCAAAUCGUGCGAUACCGGAUUGGGUGGAUCCAGCGGAGAUCUACUUGCCGGCCACAGUGAUUCAUCCAGUGACGACGUCGCCUCAAAUGACGUCUGCAAGUCAGCGGCGGAUCUGCAACGUCCCAUUCCGCUUCAAUCCGAUCCGGCCAUCUCCAAAAACGACCAGGAACGUAUUGCCCGUCUCUACGAUUCACUGGCCGCUGAGCUGCGCGACAAGCUGGGUGGCGCCAUGUCCGGCAAAGCUGCUCCACUCCUUCUGCCUCCGAAGGACUACGAGACGCAACAGCCGGAAUCGGGUCGACCGUUGGCCAAGAAUCCAGCGGUUCAAUCCAACAACAAUCGGGCCGGUCGCGCAGUCGUCCGAGGCAACAAGCAAACGGACAACGGGUCGUCGAGCGGACUCUCUAGUGGAAUCGGAUCCGAUCUGGACGAUCCGGUGGCUGAACGUUCCAGGAAUCGCGAAUGGAUGCGAUCGACCGCCGUUAGCAGUCAGCAACAACAACAACAACAGCAGCAACAACAACAACAACCCGACAAUCGACAACAACAGCAACUUCAACAGGCUCGCCAGCGUUACAGCUAUCAUGAUUCCAACAGCAACAACAACAACCUUAUGCAGCAGCAGCAACAACAGCACCAGUACCAACAACAACAGCAGCAGCAGCAACAGCAGCAGCAGCAUCAAGAAGUCCGGCGUCGAGAGCCCGUCAUGCGUCAGAUGUCAGAGCGGCGUGACACGGCCACUUUAUUGAACCGGCGCUCCAUGUCAGAUUUGCGCCGCCAGGAAGAGUCGGCCGUCAUGAUCCGCCGGAGAGAAGAAAGCUGCCGUGACAUUCGUGCAAGUAACGCCGAGCUGAACCGUAGCCGGGCCGAUUUCCAGCAACUUUUAUUGGCUGAUGGGAACCGGAGUCGGGUCAAGGAAGCUCUCUCCAAAUUUGAGAGCCGAGAUCACCAGCAACACGAGCACGUCAAGGCCGUUCACGCCAGUUCACGCAGUCGCUCUUUCCGCGACGACCAGCCGUCUCAAGGCUGGAACGCGGGAUUCAAGUACCGCCGCCAGCCGUCGGCUCUCGUCGAUGGCUAUCAAGAGCUGGACCAGAGAGAACGCUUUCCAGGUCUCGACAGAGAAACGGCCCGCGUCCUCGAGCCACUCCACGGACCGAUGGGCGGCAUGUCGCAUCAUCAACAGCAGCAGCAGCAACGUCACUUGCAGCGCCACAAAUCGUCGGAAUUUGUCUCGAUGAUCAAACGUGGCGGUCCGAACGAGUCCGGAACCGUCGUCGUCGUCGAGCCUACCCAAAAAGUGGGCAAUCGACACUUCCGCGCCGUCCGCCAACCCAACUGACGCGACGAUUUUCAAUUGUGAUUUCUUUUCUUUUCAUUUCUUAUUUUUUCUUUUGGGUUUUUUUUUUAUAUUCAUUUUCUUUUCAAUCGGAAAAAACCUUUGGGUCCUUCUCGUCCGCCCCUCCAAAAAUAUGUUUCCGUUGCAAUCAAACGGAAUGACCGUCAGAUUGACUUCUAAUGGCCUUCACAUGCCUCAGUGUGAAUAGAAGAAUGGGAGAAUUAUAGAAAGAGAAAAGCGACUAAAAGGCUACCGAAAAUCGCGUUUUGUUUGUUAAUGGUGGCCGAUAGAGGACGACGACGAGUGCGGCACUACGGUUGCAUUGUUUCGCUGCUGCCGCCGCGCAGCCGAAUGAAAAUGUUUCGUCUGAUUGCCUUUUGAUUUCGUAGUUCGUACACGGGAAGAAAAUGCAAGAAAAGAGAAAAAGCUAGAUAAUGAUAAUAAUAAACAAUAAAAUACAAAAAAAAAAAAGACGCAUCAGCAGAAAAAAAGGACCCGGAACACUUUUUUUUUUCUAGAGAGUCCGCGCUACAUUUUUUAAUAAUCAUUUUAUCUUUACCUCUUUGUAUUUUUUGGUAUUUCUUUUUUCAAUUUAUUUCUUCUUGUUCUUGGCUCUUCUGUCCCAUUUGUUUUUCCUAUUCUUCUUCCACCCAGUGAAGCAAAGAACCUGGAGUGGUACGAAAGUAAACAAGAGAGUGUUGCAAAGUAGUAAAACUUUCAGUUGCUAUUUUGUGUGUGUCUUAGUGUGCGUGUGUAAGUGUGUGUGUGUUCCCCACCCCCUCAUCUCCAAUUCCCUCCCCUUUAUUCCUCCCUUUUUAUCCCGUAACGCAAUUGCUCGUGACUGAUGUGAAUGUGACCUUUUUGAAUAUAUAUAUACAGUAAAUA
Messenger RNA from Daphnia pulex (common water flea), 3095 nucleotides. RefSeq lists its product as uncharacterized. The record is from RefSeq and is a predicted model, not a curated record. NCBI's taxonomy places the organism in Eukaryota, Metazoa, Arthropoda, Branchiopoda, Diplostraca, Daphniidae. The transcript has 4 exons. Bases 396 to 2213 code for a protein of 605 amino acids.